Messenger RNA from Diabrotica balteata, 1139 nucleotides. Lineage: Eukaryota; Metazoa; Arthropoda; Insecta; Coleoptera; Chrysomelidae. The record is from the annotation of a GenBank genome assembly.
UUUCAAUGUUUCAUUUCUGAUUUCGGUUGCUGCUUUGUUGUUUAUAUUGUAAAAAUAAAAAUAUAGUCAAAAACUUUUAAAAAUGAGCGAAGCCAAGGAAGCAAUGGAAGUUGAGGUGGAAAUAGCUCCGGUUGCUGAAAAUUCAAAAUCUUCCAUGGAUAUAACCACAGAUACAGGCAAAAAUGUAAUGGCCCCCGGAGCUGUUGGAUCAAUCACUUGUUCCCUUCAUCCUCUUGUAAUAAUGAAUGUAUCAGAACAUUGGACUAGGGAAAGGGCCCAAGAAGGAGCUGUCCAACAAGUCAUUGGCGCUUUGAUCGGCAAACAAAAGGGUAGAAAUAUUGAAGUUAUGAAUUCAUUUGAGUUAGUAUUUACUCUUAUAGGAGGUGACAUAGUUAUUGAUAAAGACUAUUACAACAUGAAAGAAGAGCAGUUUAAGCAAGUCUUCAGUGAUUUGGAUUUCAUUGGCUGGUACACAACAGGUGAUGCUCCAAGUGAAAUGGAUAUUAAAGUCCAUAAACAAAUUUGUGAAAUCAAUGAAUCUCCCAUUUUAUUGAAGCUCAAUCCUUAUGAUAAAAAUAUUGAACAUUUACCUGUAAACUUAUAUGAAUCUGUGAUAGACCUAGUAAAUGGUGAAGCCACAAUGCUGUUUGUCUCUCUUACAUACACACUAGCAACUGAAGAAGCUGAAAGAAUUGGUGUUGACCAUGUGGCCAGAAUGUCAGCAACAGAUUCUGGAGAGAGUUCCUUAGUAGCAGAACAUCUUACUGCUCAGCAUAGUGCCAUUAAAAUGCUUCAUUCUAGAGUUAGGUUGGUGCUGGAAUAUAUGAAAGCCGUGCAGAAUGGGCAGUUACCGAGGAAUCAUGAAGUACUUAGAGAUGCCUUUUCUUUAUGCCACAGGUUGCCUGUUAUUGAUGGAUCAAGAUUUAGACAAGAUUUUUAUAAUCAAUGCAAUGAUGUAGGAUUGAUGACUUACCUAGGAACCCUAACAAAAGGCUGCAACGAUUUGAAUCAGUUUGUUACAAGGUUCAAUAUUCUCUAUGAUCGACAAGGAGUGGGUAGAAGAAUGAGGGGUAUCUUUUUUUAAUUUCUAAGAGCACUAACUGUUGUAUUAUUUAUUAAAAUUUAAUAAACAAUCCUAU